AGAGCAAUUAUUAUUGGAACAACGCAGCAAUGAGUGAUCAAGCAGUGCCCGCCAAGGGCAACAUCUUGGGAUCGCUGGUCCCGGCCCGGUACAUCCUCGCGGUGCUCGGUUCCAUCGCUAUGGCCAUCAUCUACGGGUUGAAGGUGAAUCUGAGCGUGGCGAUGGUCGCCAUGUUGAAUCACUCGGCCCUGGCCCACAACGCACCGCUCCACGCGGUGGCCGAAUCGCACACCGCCGAACCGGUCUGCCAGGGAAGCAACUCAACCGAAGCAGUCGAGGACGGACCAUUCACCUGGAGCGAACCGCUGCAGGGAACCAUCUUGAGCUGCUACUUCUGGGGUUACUUUGUGUCGCAGAUUCCCGGAGCCCGCAUCGCCGAAAGUUUCUCCGCCAAAUGGGUGAUGUUCUUUUCGGUUUUCAUCAACGUUGUGUGCACUCUUCUGACCCCGGUUGCCGCCGAGCUGCAUUGGGGUGCCAUGGUGGCCAUGCGUAUUGGAGAAGGCAUCGGUGGAGGUGUCACUUUCCCAGCGAUGCACGUCAUGCUGGCCUCGUGGGCUCCUCCCAAUGAACGCUCGGUGAUGUCUGCAAUCGUAUAUGCGGGAACCGCUCUGGGUACGGUCAUUUCCAUGUUGAUGGCAGGUGUCCUAGCCGGCAGCUUGGGAUGGGAGUCGGUGUUCUACGUGAUGGGAGGUCUCAGUUGCCUGUGGAUUAUACUGUGGAUUUGGCUAGUUCAGGAUAACCCCAACAAACAGGCUCUAAUUAGUCAGGAUGAAAGAAAUUUGAUUACCUCAUCAUUGGGAUCGGAAGGUGAUUCAGGUCACAGUGGACCGAAGCCAGCUGUACCUUGGAAGAAAGUGUUCACAUCAGGCCCAUUCUACGGCAUUCUUAUUGCUCACGCCUGUAACAACUGGGGCUGGUACAUGUUGCUUAUCGAACUUCCAUUCUACAUGAAACAGGUGCUGCAAUUUAACAUUAAAGAAAACGCUGUCGUCACUGCUAUUCCAUUCCUCACAAUGUGGUUCUUCAGUAUGGCACUUAGUAAAACUCUAGAUGCUCUUCGUGCGCGUGGAAAGAUCAACACAACAAUCGCUCGUAAAACAGCUACACUAAUUGCAUCUGUUGUACCGAUGUGUUGCCUACUGGCUCUUUGUUAUAUUGGAUGCCAACGAGGUUUGGCCGUCGCAUUGAUGACCAUAGGCAUCACCUCUAUUGGAGGCAUGUUCUGCGGUUUCUUGUCUAAUCAUAUCGACAUUGCACCAAACUAUGCUGGAACAUUAAUGGCCAUCACUAACACGGCAGCAACGCUCCCUGGUAUAACCGUUCCCAUUUUCGUUGGACAGAUCACGCACGGAAACCAAACCAUUGAAGCCUGGCGUGUGAUCUUUUUCGUGACCAUCGGACUCUACGUUAUUGAAAUUCUGGGCUAUACCUUCCUAGGUUCAGGAGAGGAACAAUCAUGGAAUAAAGGAGACAAGUCCAAAAACGGCGAAGUUGAAGCGACUCCACUAAACACUAAGGAAUCAAAGCCGAAUUACACCAAUCAGGGAGAAUAA
Molecule: messenger RNA, 1553 nt
Organism: Sabethes cyaneus
Lineage: Eukaryota; Metazoa; Arthropoda; Insecta; Diptera; Culicidae
Gene: MFS3
Product: sialin
Exons: 4
Coding region: 30-1553 (507 amino acids)
Biological process (GO): transmembrane transport; monoatomic anion transport
Molecular function (GO): transmembrane transporter activity
Source: RefSeq, a predicted model, not a curated record